AUGACUUUUUAUAAACUUGAUGAUCCUCAAAUAAUUCAUUGUGAUAACGGAAAAGAAUUUAGAAACUCUUGUUUGAUUGAUUUUUGUAAGGAAAAAAACAUUAUUCUGAUACAUGUAAGGCCGAGACAUUCACAAGGUCAAAUCGAACGAUUUAACCAAACACUUACACGUUAUUUGCAAAAGCAUCUGUGUAAUGGCGUGUUUGCUACCGGUAAAAAUUGGACUGCGCUUUUGGAUAAGGUGUUUUAUGAGUAUAAUAUAGCUAUACAUUCUGCAACUAAUAAGUCACCUUUCAAUCCAUUUUUGAUAGAAAUGGGUUCAAUACUGUAA
Vairimorpha ceranae is the source of this 330-nucleotide messenger RNA. RefSeq lists its product as hypothetical. The record is from RefSeq and is a predicted model, not a curated record. The transcript has a single exon. Gene Ontology annotation, molecular function: nucleic acid binding. Gene Ontology annotation, biological process: DNA integration. Lineage: Eukaryota; Fungi; Microsporidia; Nosematidae. The coding region runs from base 1 to 330 and encodes 109 amino acids.